UUAUAUGGUGAGAAGGGGAAGUUACUUUGGCUUUUAAGGUCUCGGAUGUACUACUCCGAUGCCUUUCAUCCGCUAACAUGUCUACUGUAACCGCACCUGUGAUUGCAUGGAUAACCCUUCUCUGUUGGGCAGACUGUAGCCCCAUAUUGCACCAGCUGGAUGACCUGGCACCUACUGAAGUGGAAUUUCAUUCUCUGGACUUCAAAAAUGUCUUAUACUGGAAACAGCCACAUGAGGCUGCACAAAACCUGAAAUACUUUGUUCAGCAUAAAGUAUAUGGAGAUAAGGUGUGGACAAAUGCUGAACAUUGCCAAGGCAUCAAGUUGCUUCAUUGUGACCUGAGUCAAGAAACAUCAGAUCCUAGAGAAUGGUACUACGCAAGAGUCCAAUCUCUGUCUGCAGAGGGUCACUCAUCAUGGGUCAUCAGCUCCAGGUUUCAUCCUCACUGGGAUACCAGUUUUAGCCCACCGAAGAUACAGCCCAGUGUGACAGGACAGACCAUUACGGUUCGGAUCAGACCUCCGAGGACACCGCUGCAAGGACCAAAGGGCACUAAACUACGAGUGACCAAACUGCAGAAACUGCUAUUUAGGAUAUACCUAAUGCACAACGGUGUAGAAGAGGAAGUCCUUGAAACAGACAGUUGCUCCAAAGAGCUUGUGAUGCCGAGGCUACGUCCAAAAACAACCUACUGCCUACAGGCUAUGACCGUCAGCCCUCACACAGGCCGCAGAAGUGCACGGAGCUCCAGCACCUGCAUCAGCACACAUUGAGGGUUCACGGUCUCCCGCAGGGUGUCGCUGCUUCUGGACCUUUGUUAAACUUGAAAUAUUUACACACGCACACUACAUUGUGGAAUGUCUGCAGAUUCUUACAAAGGUCGCAAGAUCAAGGCUUGGUCUUUACUAAUUUAUUUUAAUGCUUAGGUGUGUAUUUUUGCCACUUUAGUGUCACAAAAGGGAACUGCAACAAUGUUUUGUCUUCCAUUUUUGUGGGGAUACUCAAAGAACACAGGAAUGUGAAAGGAAGCAGUCAGUGUUUCACUUAUGGGCAAACUCAGUUAUUUAUUGCUUAAACUCUUGCUUGUACUAUGAGAAGGUAUUUUUAAUAAAAAUAACAUAUUUCGGGGUGGUUUCCCGGACAGGGAUUAGCUUAAACCAGGACUAGGCCUUAGUUUAAUUAGGAAAUAUAACUAGUUUUAAUAAUUAUGCCUUACUAAAAUAUUACUUGUGUGCAUUUUGAGGCAAAACAAAAGUGCGAUGUAUUUUAAGAUAUGUCAGUGCAAGUUGUUUUCAGUUUGGACAGCUCUUACAUUUUAUUUAGUCUAGGACUAGUCUAAUCCAAAUCUGGGAAACCGACCCUUUAGGUUUAAGGCUAAUGACUGAAAACUAAUUUAUUUUAAUAAACAGAUUUAAGGCUGAUAAUUAAACAUGCACUGUAAAAAGAUUCCGUAGAAAUUACAGUAUUACUGGCAGCUGGUUGCCAGUAACUUACUGUAGAUUUAAAUUUAUGUUAAUUACCUGCAACAGUUUGUUCAAAGUUAAAUGAAAAUUAAACAUUAGCAAGUAUAGAAUAAAAAUAAAAUAACAACCUCAAGCAAAGCAUUCUGGGAAACAAAAUCUGAAGGAAAAAACAGAAAACGGUUGAUGAAGACUUGUUCAUGUUUAAUGUUCAUUUAACUUUGAACAAACUGUUGCCAGUAAAUAACAUAAAAUUUAAUUUACAGUAAGUUACUGGCAUCCAGCUGCCAGUAAUACUGUAAUUUCUACGGAAUCUUUUUACAGUGUGAGACAGAAAGGAUUUAUUACAGGUCAUCUUUCACAAAGAAUUUGUGGGUGGGGUAUGCCAGGACUUUUGUUACACCAUAUACAUAUAACACAUGACAGAAAACCAAUGCUUAAAUGUUGUAUAAAGGAUUUAUUGGUCAUCUGUAUACAGUAAAAUAAAAGAAUUCGAUAUGAUACGA
Misgurnus anguillicaudatus (oriental weatherfish) is the source of this 1966-nucleotide messenger RNA. It is a transcript of the gene il22ra2, whose product is annotated as interleukin 22 receptor, alpha 2. The record is from RefSeq and is a predicted model, not a curated record. Gene Ontology annotation, molecular function: cytokine receptor activity; protein binding. Lineage: Eukaryota; Metazoa; Chordata; Actinopteri; Cypriniformes; Cobitidae. Gene Ontology annotation, biological process: cytokine-mediated signaling pathway. Gene Ontology annotation, cellular component: plasma membrane.